UGAAAUUUUACGGUAAUACCAACUCUACACUGUAGAGAGAUAAACAAAUCCAACAUCUUUCAUAAAAAUCCCAAAACUCUGAGGCAGAAGAAUCAGAUCGAUAUAUUUUAAGGGGACAGACUAAAUUGUAACCAAAGGACAAAGAAUAACCACAAGAGGAACCGUAAAUUCUGUGUCUCACAGGUGGAAUGACCGUGAAGAACAUCAGGUGGAGACUGGGAGAAUGGAGAAGCAAAACUCAGAUCAUCUGAUGAUGUUUGUUCAUGUCCUACAUGUUUUAUAUUAUUCAUCCUUGAGGUUAAAACUUAAAAAGUUGAAACCUUUUUCAAAAUAAGAGCACAAUUUGCAACUCAAACUUAAGACACAGUGACUAAUCAAAUUGGAAUCGAGGAAAUGACUUCAAUAAAUAAUGAUGUUACACCUGGGGGCGUGACGUCAGCAUUUACAACCAACCAAGGCGCUCCCACAGACACCUUUUUUGGUAAUCCGCUUUGACGAGCUGAGCUGUUCGUUCAGCACCACCGCGCGCGCUCUCUGCGCCUGAAAUAGUCUUAUUAGUGCAAGACACAUUAACGGGCUUAGAGUGACAGACUCACACUUGAUUGGAUUUUCUGCUCCACGGUCAUGGCGCUACUUUAUGGAAAGAGUUAGGAUCGCGUUAUUGUUUGAUUUUUCGCCAGGUUUGGCUUUUACGCGCGACAGAGAGCAGUCCACACCAGAUUUUUGGGGAGGUUUGUUUGCGCGCAACGACACCCAGGAGCGAAAUGUUUUACCUCUUGUACGGAUUGUUGUGCUUUUGUGCCAUGGAGCGCGCCAGACUGACCAGAGGCCAGGAGGACGACGGGAAGCGCUACAUCUGCCGCGCGGUGGCCAUCAGCGGGGACCCCAGCUGUCCGGUGACGCUGCUGCCCGACCUGAGCGUCGGUGGCCAGGAAGAGGAGCUCCGAAACACCGUCAUGCAGCUGCGGGAGACCAUAUCACAGCAGAAAGAAACCAUUUCCAAGCAGCUGGGCACCAUCAACGAGCUGACCACGAAGCUGUCCCUUUGCGCGUCAGCCACUAACGACAGGAAGUACGGGAAAGGGGGCUCGUGGGGGAAAGACAAGCAAAACACGAUGGGAGAUGUUCCGAGAGAUCCCAAUGACUCCAUAGAGAAUUUAGGAAAAACCAUGCAGGGGCUCAAGGACCGGCUGGAGAACUUGGAGCAACAGCAGAUGAGGGCCAACGUAUCUGGCGUCUCGUUCCCGAGUGAGCUCCGGGACCUGCUGCAGCGCCGGCUGGGCGAGCUGGAGAAGCAGCUCCUGAAGAAGGUCAGCAGCCUGGAGGAGGAGAAGAGCGUGCUGUCCAACGCCACGGCGGCCUACAGAAUGAAGACAGAGAGCGCCCUGAACGCUCUGGUGGAGCGGAUCAGCGAGCUGGAGAAAGGAGGAGGGGACUUCAAGUCUCCAGAGCAGUUCAAGCUGUGCCUCCCUCAGAGGACCAACUACCUGUACGGCCGGAUCACCAAAACCCUCCCGGAGAUGUACGCCUUCACCAUCUGCAUGUGGAUCCGGUCCAGCUCCAGCCCCGGCAUCGGGACGCCGUUCUCAUACGGAGUGCCGGGCCAAGCCAACGAGAUCGUUCUGAUCGAGUGGGGGAACAACCCCAUCGAGCUGCUCAUUAACGACAAGGUUGCUCAGCUGCCCUUGGAGGUGCGUGAUGGAAAGUGGCACCACAUCUGCAUCUGCUGGACCACCAGGGACGGCCAGUGGGAGGCUUAUCAAGACGGGGAGAGGCUGGGAGCGGGGGACAACCUCGCAGCCUGGCACCCCAUCAAACCUGGAGGGGUCAUCAUCCUGGGACAGGAGCAGGAUGUGGUGGGUGGCCGCUUCGACGCAGGACAGGCUUUCGUGGGGGAGCUGAGUCAGGUGAACAUUUGGGAUCGGAUCCUGAAGCCGACGGAGAUCCAGUCCAUGGCGAACUGCAGCUCCUACAUCCCGGGGAAUGUCAUCUCCUGGCUGGCGAGCAACGUGGAGGUUUUCGGAAGAGGGGCGUCCAAACGGCCCCUGGAGAUCUGUCGGGAGCGCGUCCCCAACGCCUAGACCUCUGCCAUCUGCCUCACCGCUUGUUUGCUGGUUUUUCCCAAAACUUUUUGUAGUAUUUUACAGAAUUGAUCGCUUUCACAUUGGUCUGUGGAUUCAUUUGACAGAAAAUGUGUGGCUUUAAUGUUGCUUUAUUUACUUAUUUUGACCAAAUGGAACAUUUUAGAGGAAAUUUGUCCCAGUUGUAACAGGUUGGAACUAUUGACUGUAAAUGAGAACUGGACUGAGUAACCCCUUCCCCUUGACGUUCCAAAGAGGAAGUACCUGAUGGCUCCAAAAAGCCAUAUAAAUGGACCAAUCAGAUGCCUCAAUAUAAGUAGGUGGAGCCUGCUGGCCUCAUGUAUCCCGCUUUCAAAUGGUAGGGGUGCAGCCCUAUGUAAAAAUCGGAUCAAUUAACAAAAGUUCUGUAGUUUGUUACACUUAAAAAUAUUAGUCUUUUCAGAUUAUAUUUUAAGUUGAGUAAACAUCAACUCCAAUUUUUAAUUUGAUAAAA
Molecule: messenger RNA, 2574 nt
Organism: Oryzias melastigma (Indian medaka)
Lineage: Eukaryota; Metazoa; Chordata; Actinopteri; Beloniformes; Adrianichthyidae
Gene: nptx2b
Product: neuronal pentraxin IIb
Exons: 5
Coding region: 765-2081 (438 amino acids)
Source: RefSeq, a predicted model, not a curated record